Phycodurus eques (leafy seadragon) is the source of this 6886-nucleotide messenger RNA. RefSeq lists its product as uncharacterized. The transcript is spliced from 8 exons. The coding region runs from base 728 to 2398 and encodes 556 amino acids. The record is from RefSeq and is a predicted model, not a curated record. NCBI's taxonomy places the organism in Eukaryota, Metazoa, Chordata, Actinopteri, Syngnathiformes, Syngnathidae.
GAGAGAGCGAGAAAUAAAGAGGCGGUUGAAGAGCCGCUACAGUCCAGUCACUGAGAGCCAAGAGUGAGCAGGACGAGAAAGAGGAGAAGAUGAAAAAUUGAAUUGUCUUCCUCCUGGAUGAUCUUUUAACUUAUGAGCCUGACAGGAAUAUCACUGAAAAGGGAACAUCUUUUCAUUUAAGGCAAAAGAAAAAGCACUUUUUGUCCUGUGCUGGAAUGACUAUGGAACACAAUUUUGUCUUCAACAUCCAGGAGAAAAGAAGAAUAAAGACAAAGAUAUAAAAGAAGCUAAAGGAAGAAAAACAUUUUUGUUUGUGGUUUCUCAAAGAAGAAAAAGACACUAAAAACUAUCCAAAUAUCUUGUAUGAAAUAUAUCUGAAUCAAUGUUUACACCUAUAGAUGGGAAAAAGGAAAGUGGAAGACAAAAAGGAGAUUUCAAAGGAUCAAAAGGGAUGCAGGAAUCCCACUUUGGAAAACAGCAAAAGUAAGGAACUUGUAUUCGGAGAAAAAUUAGCCACACUGAGGAUCUAGUAAACAAGGUGAAAUCCCAAGGAACCAGUUUUAAAAUGGAUGAGUAAAAACACAAAAUGAUUAUUUAAAGGGAAAAGGAGAGGGAAUAACAAAGUUAAAGUGAGAAAGGGGUGACAAAAGAGGAGAGCAACAAUAGAAAGUGAUCUGAAAAAAAGACAACAUAAGAAAUCAAGAACCAGAAGAAGCUGACUGGGAAAAUGAAACAUCCUUUCCUCAUCUUCAUCCUCCACUUGGCAGCAGUGGCGUUGAUGGCAAAAGGCGUGCCCCAGCUGCAGCUGGAGCGCUGGGUGCGCUCGGGCCUGCAGUCCCUGCAGUGGGACCAGCUGGACCGCUGCCUCCGCUCCGCCUCUCACUCCGAGACCGAGUGCCGGCGUCUCGCACACCUGCCUCCCUCCACUGUGGCGGUCUACGCCUCUGAACCGCACACUGCCACUGCAGGUGCCUCUGACAAAGUUCUGGCCAUCCUCCCGGACUCUUACUCCUCCAAUGGGAUGAUCAGCUCCAAAUUCCGGGGUGCUUUCAGCAUCAGCCCAAUGGUGAACGGGAGGGAGAGCCGCCACAGGUACCAACCGCCUUUACCUGCCUCCAUGACCCACGACGCGGUGCUGGUGCUGGACCCGAGUCCAGGCGAGAACUUUGGACACCCGGUUGGCCUUUUCUACGUGGACCUCAACGUGACAAAGAAGAGAUGCUCCCACCUGGAUGGCAUUUACCUGGGAGAGGAGUGCUUGACUCAGGCCUUGAAAGGUCGCUGUCAGAACCAGCUGAAGCGUCAGCAGGCCGGGCCAGAGAGGCUUAUGGGUCAUGGGCACAGCUGGCUGCUGGGCGGAGCUCCACGCGGGGGUACUAUUAGCAGUCCGGUCAGUGGACGACUCUGUGAGGUCCACUUUCUCCCAUUGGUAGUCGGAGUUGGAGAUGGCAACCGGACCCAGAGGCUCAGAUGUGUAGAUCAUGCAGAAUUUUCCAGGUGCCCUCAAUCAGUACCAAUGGGGUCCCCCAGUUUGCCCAUCUCCAGCUGUGAGCUGAACAAAAACACCAGACGUUGUCACCAGCAGCCAUUGGCCACUCACCUCUCCUGCCGCCUUUACCAGACAUGCGACCAUGCUGUGCUUAUCUCUGGGGGUUGGCGGGAACAGAUGACAUUCCAGCGACAUUUGCAGAAUCUUCAGAGGUUUUACAGAAUGCUCCGGAUCAACGGUUUCCACAAAGACCAUAUCAAGACCUUCUUUGCCAGCAGUGGUCACAUUCCAGAAGACCUGGAUGGUGCCCACCCAGCCACGGAGAAGGCGGUGAUCCGUAACCAUGUGUCAUAUGUCUGUAGGAAACAGCACUGCGCCGACUCACUGGUACUCUACCUGAACUCGCCCACGCGCAACGACGGCACCAUGCUACUGUGGGACGCCAACCUCAAUGGCAUUGCUGAUCUGAAGGAGCGCUACUCAGUCAGCGAGCUGUUGACUGAUCUGGCCGGCUGCAGGGCAACUCGUGUUUUGUUGUUCGUGGAUCAGAGCUACAGCGGCGUUCUGUUCAAAAGGCUGCGAGGCUCCCAGAAACAUCUCAAUGUAGUUCUGAUCCAGAGCCAGAAAAUGCAGACGCAUAACUACCAGAGCCAGAGGGUGAGUACGGGCUGGGAGGACGGCAGCUGGGCUCACAUUGGACCGUCAACCUGCUUGCUGGACCACCUGGAGAAGAGUGCGGGUGCUUCCCACCUGCUGGACCAGUGGGCCGACCUCUUAAACAUCACCAUGGCAGGAGCUCCAUGCAACGCCACACCACCACUGACAGACAGCGAGAUGCGACGAUGGUACCAGGGAUGCCAGAACCUGCCGACCGCACUCUGGCACAGGAAGUAUCGAAGAAUCAACUAAAGAAGGGACAGAUUCCCUAAGAGACUGACCGGAAACAGAGAGAAAUAGUGGGAAAGACCUCACGUGCACAGAAAUUACAUGUUAGCGUUUAUCACAAGCAUGUGUAGCUGGACAGUAGAUGCAAUGCGUGUGGGUUUAGCGUGUGUUAGUUUGUGUGUGUGUGUGUGUGUAUGUGUUUUCUGCCCUAACGCUGAACUCAGACUGUAGCCAUGGCGAUGACAGCUCAUCCCAAGGGGGUGUCCUGAACCUGAACGCCAUUUGUGUUGAUAUGUAUGUGUGUGGAGGUUCAGCAAAAGGACAGCCACUUGGGUCAGUGUGCGUGUGUGUGUGUGCGCGUGCAUGUCUUUAACAUUUCACAACCGAUCACUUGUCUCCUUUUUUUGUCCACAGAAUUUUUUUUCUUUGCUUCCUCUUUUUGUCCAUCAUUCACCACUCACUCACACCUACUCACCUUUUUUCUCUCUCUCUAAUAUGACCUCAUAUACUUACCCUUUUGUCCAGCGCUCCCUUUAUUCUAUUGCUCUUCUGGCUGUACUUUGACUCUGUUCUCAACUUGAUUGGCUGCACACUAUUGUUAUCAUUUUGCAAAGAAGUUGAGAUUUUAACCCACAACAUUUUUACAUUCACUAUUUGAACCGUAUUUCCACAGAUAGUGGCUGGAGAUUUCGAGGCAGAUGUUGGGCGUCCUUUAUUUGUAAAUAAAUAAAUAAAAAGGUGAUUUGGGAAAUAUAGGGAGUGCUGUUCAUACGACUACGACUAACGCGAGUCGGAUCACACAGUCUCUACAACUAACCUAGUGUAUAUGCGCAUGAAUAGUUACAGAAAAUGUUUGUAUGGAAAGUGCAUGCCAAAAAUAAAAAAAUUAUCAAAUGAAAAACAGUUAGAAAAACAGAACAAUCCCAUACCUUUACUCCUGUGGUUGGAUUGUGCACUAGUUCAUUGCGUGCGAUUCGUACCCACAAAACAUUAUAUCGUAAACCCUGUUGAUAUUGAACAAAAUGACCAGUAUUUAACAAUUAAUGUAAGGAGGAAUAACAAGCAGCACGGUGGAAAAGUGAUGAGCACGUCUGUCUCAGAGUCGAGGGUUCGACUAUGGCCCGAUUGUUUUUUUCCAGUUAUUCUGGCUUCCUCCCACAUUCCAGAAACAUGCAUGUUAGGUUAAUUGAAGACUCUAGAUCAUAUAUGUCAAACUCAGGCCCAGGGGUCAAAUUUGGCCCACGAUCUAAUUAUAUUGGGCCCACAAGACCAUAUCAAAUGUGUAUUAGAGCUGGCCCGCCACUAUAUAGCACAGCGCCACUAAUAUUACAAAUUCCAGAAUGCUUUGCUAGUGUGUUGGCCCAUCAGUCUAGCACCUUCCCUUUCUGUUGCAGUCGUUAGCAACUAUGCUACCAGUCUCCUGGAGCGAAUUUACACUUCCCCUACCCAAAAAUGGCCAAACGAAAGAUGGAAAACGGUUAACUUCCAAGUGGGAGGCUGAUUAUCUGUUCACUAAAGUAAAAGACAGACUUGUUUGUCUUGUGUGGAGCAACGUGGCUGUAACAAAGAAUAUAGCAUAAUUGAAUUGUUGUUGUUUUUUUAAUGCCCUUUAUCAACUCCUAGGCAGGGACUGUUAAUAGUUUGAAGUUUGGAUUUUUAUUGAACGACAUUCAUAUUUUUUUGGGUUGUUUUGUUGUUGACCUUUGAAAAAAGAAAGAUAGUUGGAGAUAGAUAAAUAGAAGAUGGAGAGACAGAAGAAUUCAUGUUAUUUAUUUAAAUACAAAACGACAAACAAAUACCAAUGUCUUUUAUCGCAAAUUUGAUUUCUCAUGUUUAUACUAUUAAAGUUUAUUUAUUCCGGAUUUAGUGUUUGAGCAAAAUUUAAGUUUGUUGUCAUAUGAUAAACGUUAACGCUACAUUUCUGCAGAGAAGGGAAACGUGAUUUUUCAUUAAAUAUUGAGUUUGGCCCGUGACGUUGUCCCAUUUUUUCAUUUUGGCCCACCGUGAAUUUGAGUUUUACACCCCUGCGUCUAGAGCGUCCGUAAGUGUGAAUGUGACUGUCGAUGCUUGUUUGUCUGCGUGUCUUGUUUGUUUGUGUAUCCCGGCUCCAGCUCACCUGUGACCCAAAUGAGGAAAAGCACUCGAAAAUAGAUGGGUUGUAUGAAAAGUUCUAUGGGAUGACUAUUAUUACGGAGCAACCACAGGUUGGAGUCUACCGGAAUGCAAAUAAGACAAUAACAUAAGAUCAUCUUUAAUAUUGUCCAGGGAACUUAUUUACAACAUGAGUUGGUUUUCACUCUUUCACUGACAUCAUUCAUUUGAUGGAAGUGAAAUAGAUCUGGUAGAUUCUGCUGCUUUGGUUAGCAGCAGAGUUAAAAUGGGCUUCGAUAUGGAAGUUAACUCUUCCAUAUCUGUGUAUCAAUGAUAACCGCAAUGAGCAGAGAUAAUUAUGAGGUGUGUCAGAAAGGUUUCAAGACUGGUGUCACAAAAGAUAUACAGUACAGGUAUUUCAAACCCAAGCUACAAACUAUGAGUUUUCCCCUUCAAUGUAAUUGCCCUGGAGUGUAUAAUUGUGAGCUCAGCUCUCUGCAGCCAUAGAACUUUUUUCACAUGGCUAUCCUCUAUGUCAGGUUGUCAAGCAAUCAGCGGUGUGAGGUAUGACGAGAACAAUGAGACCGGACUUGCUAGGGAUCUUCGAGUACGACACAGAGACCAAAUGGUAUAGCCUUUAGUGGAAGAGUCUGACGUCGCAAACGCAGAAGAAAGCUAGACAGUCAAAGCUCAAAGUCACGUUGAUCACAUUUUUGAUGUGAAGGACAUGGUCUACUGAGAGUUCUCGGCACGGGGCCAGGCUAUCAACCGGUACGUCUACGAAAAUAUCCUGCGGCGUUUGCUUCGUUGAGUGUGCGAGAGAGGCGAGAGUUGUGGCAGGACAACUUAGGGGUGCUUCAUGAUGAUGCCUACUCACAAUGCCCUGGGCAUCCGACAGUUCCUCGCCGAGAAGAAUGUUACUUCUCACCCUAACCUGACCUGACUUUGUGCGUUUUUUUUUUUUUUUUUACUCUUUACUUUAAGAGGGUUUUUAAGGGGACCUGUUUUGAAGACAGAGAUGACAUGAAGAAGAAUCCCAGAAGAAUCCUUGCUGGAGUGCAUGAAGGCUUGGCAAAGAAGGCUGCGAAAGUGCAUGGGACUCAAGGGGAAUUACAUUGAACGGGAAAACUCAUAAUUUGGGUUUGAAAUACUGGAUAUCUUUUGUCCUGGAACCUUUCUGACACACCUUGUUAGUCAGCUACCAUACAUUUGUAUUCUGAAGUCAAAUAAAAAGAAGCCAAAUAAAUAGGGAGGCAUUUAUAUGUUAUAUUUUGAGGGACAGCCACUACUUGAGGAACUAGGUUGCAGGUAGACUGAGUCUUUACGCUGCAAUUAGCCGGUGCACCCCACCUUUUAUCCAAAAGCAGCUGGGAUUGGCUCCAGUUCACUCUAUUGAGGACAAGUGGUAUAGAAAAUGGGUUGAUUGAUGGAUUUGUCCUCAGAAAAAUGUUUUACUUGGGUUUCAAUGACUUGCCUAAAAGCAGAAAAACAACGGUGAGAGGACAAAACAAGAUCUAGUUUUUCAUGUUUGACAUACCAAAAUGAUGCCAGAUUUGAAAACGCAGAGGUGUCUUCAUGUGCCGAAUAGAGGAAGAAGAGUGAGGGGGACGCUGAGGACAUGGAAGCAGAAGCUGAGAUUGGCCCGCUACGAUCAUGAUUAAGAUAUGAAGCACUGAGACUGCCCUCGCUGCUACACCGGCUGCCCAUGGCUUUUUAAUAAGGGCACUGCUCCUGUGUGUGUAUGCGUGUGCGUGAAUGCUGAAUCACUUGAACUAGUGCAGACACUCUGGUAGGAACUCAUCACUGACAACAUGUCGUGUACCUUUUAAUCGCUGUUGUGCUGUACAUGACCUCGUGCUAUGUUUUUUUUUUUGACCUCAACUAACCAGAGACACUACAUGGACAAAAGUAAUGGGACACAUUCCACGUUACAAGAAGUGAAAAGUGAAGAAAAUGGGAAUUGGGCAAACUUUUCCUUGUAUAACUGUACUUUUUGCGUGUUUAUUUGAUUAUUUUUUGUUGUUGUUGUUCAUCCCAAUCAUGAUUGACGGCCUUGUUCUUCCAGACCGAACUAACAGGGAACAGAGAUGGGCCUUCCCCAAACAAACUUCUUAUUGGUUAUUUAACUGGUUAAGUUGUGUGCCUCUGAAUCCUUUUGUCCACAUAGUGCAUCACAACCUUUUUUGUGUUGAUGCUUGUUCACAUAAUCUACAGUAAAAGAUGGAAGCUAAGGAAACAUUACCAAAUGUGUUGUUUGACAGAUUGGACCAACCACCCAUCUUGUGUCCAAAAAGUAGCUGUGUGUGUAUAUUCACAAGAUGUGUACAGAUUAUAAAAUGACAAUUAAGCAGAAAUGUUUCUAGUGGCAUAGAGUAUUUCACAGAAUCUAGUCAAUAAAGAGCUUACAGAAAUCUAUACUGU